This is a messenger RNA of Hyphopichia burtonii NRRL Y-1933, 4418 nucleotides long. RefSeq names its product Cta3p (gene CTA3). Gene Ontology annotation, cellular component: plasma membrane; cytoplasm. Gene Ontology annotation, biological process: endocytosis; endosomal transport. Bases 142 to 4287 code for a protein of 1381 amino acids. The record is from RefSeq and is a predicted model, not a curated record. Gene Ontology annotation, molecular function: protein binding; calcium ion binding. The transcript has a single exon. NCBI's taxonomy places the organism in Eukaryota, Fungi, Ascomycota, Pichiomycetes, Serinales, Debaryomycetaceae.
AAUAGUUUGUAGAUCUUCUUACUGUCAUUGAUCAAUUAAUCAUGAGUAUAUCACUGGGUAUGUUUAUUUGAUUUGCUUUUGGUUGCUUCUCCAGCUGGGGAAGCUAACCGCCAAUAUAAAUUGAUGAUUUUAAUACUAAUAAUGAUAGCUUCUCCAUCGUUCAAGGUGGGUCUUUCGCCUGAUGAAAAGAAAUUAUAUGCUCAACUAUUUAAAUCCUUAGAUCCUGAAGGAACCGGGAUUAUCACUGGGGAAAAGGCCAGAACUACUUUUGAAAAAUCUGGCUUGCCUCCAGCAAUUCUUGGAGAAAUUUGGCAAAUAGCUGAUCAGAACAAUUUGGGGUUUUUAACUCAGUUUGGUUUCUGUACUGCCAUGAGAUUGAUUGGUUAUACCCAAGCUGGUAAUCAUCCUUCUGCUCAAUUGGCAGAUUACCCUGGUCCUCUUCCUAAGUUUGCAAAUUUGAACUUAUCUUCUAAUUUUGCUCCUCCAAAUGCUUUACAACCACAAUCAACCAAUAGUUCAUUUAUGCAAACUCAACCAAGCUCAAUUGUUCCUUCCAAUCCUGCCACUAACCAUGCAGUUCCUCAGGAUCCAAUACCUAAAGUUAGUCCAAGUGAUUUUCAAAAUUUUAGUAAGUUGUUUAUUAAAACAACCGGUUCUGCUACUAAUGAUUUAAAUGGGGCUAAAGCAAAAGAUAUUUUUCUUAAAGCUAAAUUACCAACUUCAACUUUAAGUCAAAUUUGGAGUUUGGUUGAUAGAGAUAAUUUAGGUUAUUUGAAUUUGGGUGCUUUUGUUGUUGCAAUGCAUUUAAUUCAAGGUGUUUUAAAUGGUUCAAUCAAAGAAUUGCCUCCUUUCCUUCCAGAAAGCAUUUGGCAAUCUGUUUCAAUUCCCGAAUCAACUAAUCAACCAGGUUCUCGUCAAAUCUCUCAAAAUUCAAUCGGAUCUCAACAAACAACUAUUAAUCACCCUCCUUCAUCUGGUACCGCUCAAAGAAAUUUGUCAACAAAUUCUCAAAAUAAUCCUUGGUCAAUCACUCCUGCUCAAAAACAACAAUUCGAUUCCAUUUUCAAUAGUUUAGAUAAAGCCCACACCGGUCAAUUGAACCCUGAUCAAGUUGCAUCCUUUUUAAUGACUUCAAAAUUAAAUCAACAAGAUUUGGCAAACGUUUGGGAUUUAUCUGAUAUUCAAAAUACCGGGAUUUUCAAUAAACUUGAAUUUUCCAUUGCUUUGUUUUUAGUUAAUAAAAAAUUAUCUGGUGAAACUUUACCCAAUAUAGUUCCAGAUACUUUGGUAGAAUCAAUCAAACAAGCUGAAGAAUCUACGCAUGCUGUACCAGAACAAGCUCAACCUCAGGUUCCACCUCAAACGACUCCCCAAGCUGCUUCUCAAGCUGCUGUAAAACCUCAACAACCAAUGGCUCCUCAAAAAACUGCCAUGGACGAUUUGGCUGAUAUAUUCGGGUCCUCUAGUGCUGUUUCUUCUCCUCAAACAGCUAAUGCUCCAUUGGCAACUCAAACAAGUGGGAACCGUGGAUUACAGAACCGUCCAUCGAGCAGUGAUCUUUCACCCUCUUCUAACUUGCCAAGAGUUCGUCAUAACUUGACCGGGUCUUUCAAGCCAACUUCUUCAUUUGGUCAAAACUUGAUGCACAAACAGCCACUCCAGUCUCCAAAAGAAGAUGAUGAUGAAAAUUUAAUCGGUGAUGAUGUAGUUCAAAAUAAACAAGCUUCUGCUGAUAUUGCUCAACCUCCUCAACCUACUCAGCCUGUCGAGCCUACUCCAUCUGCUCAACAAGAACGAAAGGCAGUUAACUAUGAUGCUUUAAGAGCCGUUCCUCCACCUCCAGUUAAAAGUACCAGUAGUGGUUCUGUGCCUGUUGCUGAACCCCCAGUUACUUCAACUCCUCCUGCUAAUGAUAGAAGUAUGUCUGGGAACUCUGAUUUAUUGGCUGAUAAAAGCGCCAUUUCUGGACAAUUGUCUCAAGCUACUUCAGACAUUGCUAACAUUUCCAAUCAAGUUAAAUCAUUGACUAGUCAAACUACUGGAUUGCAUGAAAAGAAAUUAAAAGCAGAACAAGAUCUUCAAAGAAUUUUAAAUACAAAAGCUGAAUUUGAAAAUAAAUUGAAACAAUUGAGAACUUCUUUCGAUAAUGAAGUUAAACAGGUUGACCAAGUUGAUGCUACAUUGGCCUCUGCUAAAGAAGAAACUGAAGCUUUGAGAUCUGAAGCUUCAAUUUCUGAAGCUAAACUUAACCAUUUGUCAAGUCAACUUAAUGAAAAACAAGUUACUUGUGAAGACUUGCAAAAGAAUAAUGCAUUAUUAAAAGAAAAAUUAGGCUACUUAAAUGUCGAAAUUUCUGAAUUAGAGAAACAAUUGGAAGCUAAAUCAGCUGAAAACCAAAGAUUAUCUAAUCAAGCUUCUGUUAAGAAAUCUCAAGUGCAAGUCUCAAUUGUCAAGACAGAAGAGUUGAGAAAUAAAAUCGCCGAAUUAGAAAAUUCCAACAAAUUGUUGCAAGAUGAACACGAUAAAGCUAUCGAACGUGAACAAGCUUUAGAAGCUGAAAGACAACAAUUAGCAACUAGACAAGCUGAAGCAACUAAUUUUAAACCUACUACUAAAUCUUCUUCUGGAUCAAGUCAUGGAAAGGGUUUGGCUGCAGGUGCUGCCGUUGGUGCUGCCAUUGCUGGUGUAGCAGGUGCUGCUGCUUCUCACUUAGGUUCAAGCAAGUCGGACGAUGCCGAUAAUGCUACCUUGAAUCAAGAAGAAAAACAAAAGGAAAUCGAUCCUCAGGAACAUCCUAGUGAUGUUAAACCAUCAGGAUUUAGCGUCGGUGCUCUUGUUGAUGAAGUUAAAGAUAAGCCAAGUGCUGAUAUGACUGGUAUCGAUGAUUUACAACAAAAUGAUCCGACUAGUGAACACUUCCCGGAACCAGAAGCCGUCAGGGAUACCGUUGUAUCACCAGGGCAAUUUGUCAGUGUUCCUGAAAUGAAAGAGGAUGAAGUUGAUGAAAUUAAUAAUAGAUUUCCUGAUAUGAGUGUUACUGAUCGCGAUAACAGUACUGACCGUGAUAAUGUAACUAAUCAAACGGCUCCUUCAUCAACAAAUUCCUAUAGACAUAAUGAAGAUGGUGAAACUCCUGUCACCUCUCCAAGUAACUCCGAUUUUCAAUUCCCACAAAAUGCAAAUGCAGGGGUCGUUGGUAGUCUCGUUGGUAUGCCUGGUGUAUUAGUUGGUGUACAAAGGACUGACUCUUUGACUUCGAGUGUCCAAAACAAUGCUGCUUUAUCCGUUCGUGACGAUAAUAUUGAUGACAUUAGUGACCGCGAUACCAUCGACAAUGAAGUAGCUACUGCUCAAGGUAGAGUCAACUCCCCACCUACUAGUUCAGGCACGCGUACUGAACAACAAGGACACCAAGAAGAUUCAAGUGAAGGUGAAAAAUUAUCAUCCGGUGUAGAAUCUUUCGAAAUAGUCAAUGCAGAAGAGGCUAGAGGUGUUGAUCAAUACAACUUUCAAGAAAAUAAAGAGGCAGAACCAUCCAGUGCUCCAACAGAAACAUUCGUCAUCAAAAAUCCGACUCAAGCACAAGAUGGUGAAGAGUUCCCACCAAUAAGAGAGCUCGACUAUGACGAGAGCUCUUCGUCUGAUGAAGAUAACGAACAAGAUAGGUUUGAUGAUGCUAAUGAUAAUUUCCAAAAUCAAAGCAAUGAUAAAAUUGUUGGAGCCGAUCUUAGAUCAAAUGCACCUGUUACAUCUGAGUUACAGCCAAGUAAAGGUAAUGACUUUGAUUCUGCCUUUGAUGACUUGACCCCUGCUGCUGAAGAAUCGAAGGAUAAGAAUGCAGAUCUUUUUGCAGACGAGUUUGAUAAUUUGGAAACUGCAAAACCUGAUACUAAUCCAGAAGAUUUUGAAGCUAAUGAAGAUUUCGGCUUGAACAGUGAAUUUACUGAGGCCCCAGUCAAGCAAUCACACGCACCCUCUUUUGAGCAAAGUACUGUUCCUGAGACUAAAGAAAGUAAUGAUGAAUGGGAGCAAUUAUUUGCCGGGUUUGGUAAUGCACAAGCUCAACCUCCAGUUCAAGCUCAAGCUCAGUCGCCAGAACCUCAACCGAUUACUCAACAUGUGACAUCACAUGAAUUACCUAGGGUUUCUAAUCUUUCAGCAUCUCAAGAAGAUUCUGUUCAAGAAUUGGUAGGUAUGGGUUUCGAUGAAAAGACUGUUGUUGACGCUUUACAAAAAGAAAACUGGGAUACCGAAGCCGCUACUAAUUACUUGCUAGACCAUGCUUGAAAUUUUUAAAUGUUUGUUUUCUAAAUCGUUUGUAUUAAUUUUAAAGAAUUUUAUUGUUUCUGUUUGCGUUUUAUAAUAUAUUGUUUCUAGUUUCUUAUAAUUUGUUUUUUCAUAAAUUUAGUGUAAGGGGU